GCCCGCAGAGCUCUGAGGCGGCCGUCACUUCUCCGAGUCGGAGCCAUGGCGACAACAGCUCAGUACAUCCCGCGGAAUAACUCCUUGCCGUCCAACCCGCUCAUGCACCCGGACUCGGACCGCAUGCACCAGGGGACCACCUACCGGGAGGUGCAGAAAAUGAUGCACCACGAGUACCUGCAGGGGCUGGCGGCCACCAACACGGGACACCCGAUGAGCCUGACGCACCACCAGUGGCUGCAGCCCACGUCCAACAGCGACUGGUCCAGCGGCACGCACCUCGGCCAGCAGGACCACAAAGGCGGCGUGGUGGGGGCGAGCCGCGAGGACUUGGCCGCCGCCGCCGGCUUCCACCACAGAUCCCACCUGGUGCACCAGCAGACGGCGGCGGGUGCCCACCACGGCGCCUGGGCUCCGGCCAGCGCGCACCACCUGUCCCCACUGUCGCCCGCGUCGGGCGGAGGGGUCGGUGGAGGUGGCGGCGGCGGCGGCCACCAGGCUCUGGUCUACUCUCAGACGGGAUACACGAACCUGAACGCGAUGCUGGGCAGCCCGCAGCCGGGCGCCCUGCACCACGGCAUGCGCGAGCCUCUCCACGACGACGCGGCAGCGGCGGUGCACGACGGUCACAUGGAGUCCCCGCAGCAGGCGUUCGGCCACCACCAGGACCACUCGGACGAGGACGCGCCCAGCUCCGACGACCUGGAGCAGUUCGCCAAGCAGUUCAAGCAGCGGCGGAUCAAGCUGGGCUUCACGCAGGCGGACGUUGGCCUGGCCCUGGGGACCCUGUACGGCAACGUCUUCUCGCAGACCACCAUCUGCCGCUUCGAGGCGCUGCAGCUGAGCUUCAAGAACAUGUGCAAGCUCAAGCCGCUGCUGAACAAGUGGCUGGAGGAGACCGACUCCAACACGGGCAGCCCCACCAACCUGGACAAGAUCGCCGCGCAGGGCCGCAAGCGCAAGAAGCGGACCUCCAUCGAGGUGGGCGUCAAAGGGGCGCUGGAGAACCACUUCCUCAAGUGCCCCAAGCCGUCGGCGCACGAGAUCAGCACUUUAGCCGGCACGCUGCAGCUGGAGAAGGAGGUGGUGCGCGUUUGGUUUUGCAACCGGAGACAGAAGGAGAAGCGCAUGACGCCCGUGGGGGUCCCGCACCCCAACAUGGACGACGUAUAUUCCCAAGCGGAGACCCCCCCGCUGCACCGCUCGCUACACAGCCCCGUGCAGUGACUGACUUGACAGCCCAGGGGGUGACCCGUCCCAAACCACCCCACCCCGCCCGCCAUCCGCCACCAGGCUCCUUUGUAGACAAAUAAAAGGGAUUUCGUGGAGUUUACACUAUUUAAGUUUCUUCGACGAGACUUGGGGGGGGGGGGAGGACGUUGUGUGCAGUUUUUUGAACUUAGCAUCGGGAAGAAAUGUUGAGGGGAAAAAAAAACACAUCGAGCGAAAAUUAUCCCAUUUAAAGCGAGACAAAGAUUUAUUUACCAAAAUUAUAACGGAGGAGAUGUAAGGAGAAUCAGCAUCUCCUCCCCCCUUUUUUGGGACCGUGAACGCACCACACGCCUGCAAAAACCAACAAAAACACUGGAGAUGAAAAGUAAGCACUGAAUGAACUUUUUUUUGCUCAUUAUUAUUAGUAAUAUUAUUAUUUGAAUGAUCGUUUUUUUCCCCCAAUUAUUAUUUCCAAACCAUCCACCCUGACUGUUGUGUUUUUGGGGGGGCUUGGGAAAUUUGCAGUCGUGAUUGGAGCACAUCAGGGUCAAUAACUGGGAGGAAAACGGCGGGAAAUUAUUGAUAUUCCACCUGCAGCAGGACGAACAUGUUCUGAUUGCACGCCUUAAUAUUAUUAUUAUUAUUGUUAUUAAUAUUGAGCCACACACGUCGCACGUUGUACACGCAGACGCUAAAAAAUACUGCGGAUUUUUCUUUUAUUGUGGAUUGUUCCUCGAUUUUUUUCUUUCUUUCUCUGCAUGGAGCACUUACUUUUUUUGUUGUCAAUGCAACACUUUCACACACAUUUGGGCCCCCCCGCGCGAAGUUGGAGCAACUCAGGUAACUUUCAGUGCCCCCCGACCCAGCACCUCUCAAUGUCAAAACAUGACUUUCUCCGAUACUUAAAACGCCGCGGGCCCGUGAAGGCAACGCGGCCAAGGUUGUUGUUUUUUUUUUUUUCUCCUACUUUUUCAAAUCAUAUUUAUUUGACGUCUUUGUGUGUCAUAAAGAAGUCCCCAAAAAAAGAAGGGAAAAAAACGAACAGUGCUAUUCACGAGGCAGUUGAGGGAUUUUUCUCCCCAAAGAAAAAAACAUGACAAUUAUUACAAAAUGGAAAAAAAAAAGUUUACAAAAAAAUGUGAUUUUAGAGAAAAUGUGUAAAUAUGUCCAAUAUGUAAAACUUGUAUUUGUUCUGGAAUAUGUUUUGUGUUUGUUUAUUUUCCGGGCAGUUUUGUACACUUACUAAUAAUAUCCCAGAAGAUAUUUUAAUAUGAUUUUUGAUCAUUUAUAAAUAUAUAUUUAUUAUUUCUUCAAUGUGUUCCUUUUUGUUUGUUAGCUCUGUUUUCUUUUUUUCUAUAUAUUUGUUGAAGUGGAUGACUUCACUCUCUUUCUUCAUUGGUUGUACGUUG
Molecule: messenger RNA, 2621 nt
Organism: Syngnathus typhle (broad-nosed pipefish)
Lineage: Eukaryota; Metazoa; Chordata; Actinopteri; Syngnathiformes; Syngnathidae
Gene: pou3f1
Product: POU class 3 homeobox 1
Exons: 1
Coding region: 46-1227 (393 amino acids)
Biological process (GO): regulation of transcription by RNA polymerase II; brain development
Cellular component (GO): nucleus
Molecular function (GO): RNA polymerase II cis-regulatory region sequence-specific DNA binding; DNA-binding transcription factor activity, RNA polymerase II-specific
Source: RefSeq, a predicted model, not a curated record